UUUCAUUUUCACUCUUGCAGGAGUUGGAAGAAUUGCUGAAGAGGAAUGAGGUCCUAGAGGUCUUACUAAAGUCGAGGAGCACGGAAAUUCAGAUGAUUCAGGGAAACCAGAAAAUUGCAGAAGAGGAUUGGGAACGCAAGAGAAUGGCCCUUGAGAGUGAGAAGGAAAGGAUGGCACAAUUGCUAUCUGAUCUCCAUCAAGAAAAGGAGAGGUUGGAAGACUCCUUGAAACAGGAACAAGCCAGAGUGGAGGACACACUAAAGCAACUAGAGGAGGAAAGGUCUUCCAGUGCUGCAGUGAGAGCUUCCAUGGAGAUGAUCCAAGCCACCGGUGAGGAGAGGUCGGAGCAGGUGAUGGCCCUGCGGGCCGAGCAAUCCAGGCUGAGAAACCAGCUCCAGAAGGAGAUGGAAAACAGCAUAGAUGCGAAAGCAAAAUUUGGACUGGCUCUUCAGAAAAAGGACGAAGAGCUGCAGGGAUUGAAGGACAAGGUGGUGCAGAUGGAGCAAAAGCUGGGGCAGAUCAGUAAAGCUCUGGUGGAGGAGAAAACAAAGUGCUGGAGCAUUCGCUCUGUGGAGCUUGAGACUAUUGAAGUUAUGCCGAGGGUGGAAGGCAUAACCAUCUCGCCCCACGUAGCUGUCGUCGGGGCGGUGACCCUGUAACCUUUCAAAUACAAAAACGACCUCAAACCUUGCGAGGCCAAGAAUCACCGAAUCACCAUUUUGACUC
Molecule: messenger RNA, 726 nt
Organism: Chara braunii
Lineage: Eukaryota; Viridiplantae; Streptophyta; Charophyceae; Charales; Characeae
Source: the annotation of a GenBank genome assembly